UUUUAAUAUGUCAUACACUCGUUCACACUCAAAAAUAAUGCACAAUACCUCUUGAAAGAUUAUUAUUGCAUGACUGUUAACGUAAAGACAGCCACCAUCCACAGUGCAGGGGCUUGCACUCAUAAAAGGCUUGAAAAUGGCAAAUGCUUGCAGAUCUGUAAAAAUAAAAAAAAACUAACAAAAAAGAGUCCGCUGUAAAAACUGUAAAUAAUCAAGUUGGAACAGUGACAAGGCAACUUUUAAUUAAAGAUUGUUGAAUAACAUAUAUUACAGCAUUUGUUGCUAAGAUCAUGCUACCUAAAUUGCAAGUCAGGGUUUAUAUGAUUAUUUGAAAUGAGUACAGCCAAGACAUCCACUAUUUAAUGAUCCAAGCUUACUACUGGGAUUGUUAUUAGUAUUAUCUAUCAAUAUUAAUAAAGUUUAGGUCAAACAUUCAAACCAAAACUGGUCAUUUGAAACUUAGCUUAACUGAUUUGGAUUUGAUAUCAAUGGAAAUGGCCAGUAAACUGAAUUGAGAUGACCUCUGUUGGGCUACAGUGCUCCCUGUAAACAAACUGAAAAUAUUAACCAUGUAGUUCAAAGCAUAUUAUGCAAUAAAUUAUCAAAAAUGUUUACUUAAAUAUUUAUUUCAGAAUAGUAGCACGUUAAUUAUGUGGAUGUUUUAAUGACUUCAGUGUUUAAUUAUAAAAUGUAUGGCGUUUUUAGCCGUCACACUUCUGCGGACUGUGAUUGGUUCUUCGGUUGCCUAGAUACAGUUCAACAGAAGCCGUGUAGAAGGGUCACCCGAAUAUUAAGUUUCACCGUGAACAGCUUUUGAUUGGUUGUUUAGGUUGGGACGAUCUUUGCGAUUGGUUGUUAGUAAGAACAGAGCUGAAUUUAUACCCCAUUCGGCGAUGGUCUUUAGUUUCGGUUAUUUGUAACGCGACAGUAAUCCUUAACAUUUGAGUUUGGGAUUUAUGAUUUAACGAAGUUUAAAUCGACUUCAACAACUAGAUAUGGCGUCAAUGGCUCCGUGCGAUGGGAGUCGCAGACUGUUCAGUAAAAGCGGAAAGAAAGACAAAGUAUUCCAGCCUCCGGAUCUCAGACAAAUCACCAUCCUAAGGAAAACUGGCUGGCACAGGAUUCAAGAUGAAAUGAACGGGAUCGAUAAAGAAAAGGAGCGUCUUAGAGAGGCAGCCAAACACAGGGAGGCCCUGCACCUGCAGUCAAAGGAAAUUGUUAAGCUGUGGCCUGAUACCAUUGCUGGUAAAAGGCAGAAAAGGCUGGAGGCCAAGAAGAUCCGAGAGGAGAUGGAGGAGGAAAAGAGGAAAGAAAUGGCUGCAGAGGAAGCCAAAUACAGGGAAGAAGAGCAAAAGGAGGCCUUGACCAAAGCCAGAACUCAGCUGUACUAUCAAAAUGACCGGGUGAAAGGAUUAAACCGCGCACUCCUGCACACAGAGGUGCUGAAAGAGAGGGAGGCUCAGACAGAGCUCAAGCAAAGGAUGAAAAGUGCCGCUAAAGACAUGGAUAAAAAGUUCCUGGAAAUAAUGACAACCAGAAACGGUGAAGCCCUGCGGAAAGAGCAGGAAAAGGCUGUGCAAAAGAAGCUUGAGAGACAGACAGUAGCAGAAGACCUGAAGAACCAGAUAAAAGCCAACGAGUUUGCGCGGGAGCAGCAGAAGCUGGAAAUCAAGAAGGACGCUGAGGAAAUCCAGCAACUUCAAGAGCGUUAUCAGCGGGAGCAAAGAAUGGAGUCAGAGCGGCAAGCAGACCAGAAGAGGAACCUCAUGAACGCUCACCUGGUCAAUCAUAAAAGACGAGAUUGUUCAUCCUUUGCGUCCAGAUUUUACAGUCUGUUUAUUUGUAUCUUUUGUGUCCCUCAGGAUCAUCUCAAUAACAGGGCACUAAGAAAAGAGCAAGAGGCGCAAAAGCAGAAGGCUGAACAGGAGCAGAUGCAACUCUUUAUUUCAACCAAGGAACACAUGACAAAGCUACGGAAACAAAGAGAGAAAGAGCUAUUUAGUGAAGUUCAGCAGCGCAGAGAGAGGAUUUUGAACAAGCUGACAGCCACGCAGCAGGAGCAGGCUACAAACGAGGAGCAGAGGAUCGCUAAAGCUCUGGCUGAGUGGGACGCAAGACAGGCGCAGCUGCAGCUGGAGGAGGAGCGGAAGAAGUCUGAGAUGUUGAAGUCGACAGCUGCACACAGGAAGCUUUUGAAAAAGGAAAAGGAGCACCUGGAUAAAACUGCAGAGCAGGAAACCCGAGAUGCUCUGGAGGCAAAGAGAGAAGCCGACAAAAUAUACGCCAAGAAGCAACAACUGAAGGCUGAGAAAAUGAGAGAACAACAAAGAAAAUUGCACGACUUCAACGUCGCACAGACGGCAGAACGAAGCGCCAGACUUCAGCAGAUGAAAGACGAGGAACGAGAGUUCGAAGCAACGAACGCAAAGCUCAGCGCUGAAGAAGAACUCAAGUUUCAGCAGUAUUCACAGCACAUCAUCAAGGCAGCAGCAGAGGCCAAGAGAAAUUUGAUUCCACUUUACAAAGCCACGAGAGAAGGAGUGGGAGGUGGGCACGGCCCCGUUUUCAGCGGCGUCAGGCCGAGCUACCUCGUCCAGGACAGCACUGGGGCCCAGAUGCCCAGAUACGUGUCCAUCACCACAGAAAGCAUCAGAAAGCUUAAUGAGGCUGGAGACAUUCACGAGGCGAAGAAGAGACUGGGCUUCACCUGGUGAAAUUUUUUUUUAAAGAUUAAAACUAGGGCUGCAACUAUUAUUUUAGUAAUCAAUUAUGUUGUUCUUUAAUCAGAUAAAGUGUGUUGAUUUGCAAUUAUCCGUCACAGAUCAAACGUCGGUACAGCAGGGCUCACUUCUUUCAGGGUGCACAUUUGCUUCAUUGUAUAACUGAAUUCUGUUUGGUCUCAAACUGAGAUGUUUUCAAACGGAAAUCUGGAAAGAUUUUAGGUAAAAAGUCUAACUCUGGGAUGUUUAGUCUUGAAUUUAAGUUUUCCAUUUCCUAAUAUGGAUAAUAUUUGCAUUAGUAGAUUUUAUCCUUUGUAUCAGUAUUUGAAUGUUGUGUCCAUUUCCUUGUCCGAUAUUUAAAGUUUUCCUGAACUUCUUGGAA
Messenger RNA from Poecilia latipinna (sailfin molly), 3102 nucleotides. It is a transcript of the gene cfap210, whose product is annotated as cilia and flagella associated protein 210. The transcript has 8 exons. Gene Ontology annotation, cellular component: axonemal microtubule. The record is from RefSeq and is a predicted model, not a curated record. Bases 996 to 2714 code for a protein of 572 amino acids. NCBI's taxonomy places the organism in Eukaryota, Metazoa, Chordata, Actinopteri, Cyprinodontiformes, Poeciliidae.